AUGGCGCCUGUGACGCAAACAGACCAGGAUCUUGGAGAGGGGCCACCAAAGUAUACAUCCAGUGGAAAGAGGCGCGAGCAUACCGAGCUGCCCCCGUCACUACAGCGGAUUGUAACGCAGGAAGAUGAAGACGAGAGUAUCUACGACGAAUACUGGGCUGGAGAGUACAAUGAGCCUGUGCCAGCCGUGCGCUAUGCAGCGUACACGUCAAGGCUUCGCACUCUAACGCUGUCGCUGCAGCGAUACCUCGCAUACACCUCCAAUAUCAGCGAAUCGGUCGGACCUAUAUCUAGCCCUUAUAUUCUAACCGGCGCACACGCUGUGUCCUGGGGGUACAUUCUAUGGGAUGCUAUUCACGAGAGCCGCAAGGCAUCCCACAAAAUCCCACAACUUGAUAUGGAUGCCGCGUCAGCUCACCCCCGAGUGGCUGCACUAUCGAAGGAUUAUCGCCUUGUCGGCAUCCAACGCAUUUUAUUUCACAGCCUGGCUAGCAUGGCCCUCCCUGCCGCCACAAUCCAAGGUGUUAUGAAGUGUACAAGCUGGAUGAUGAAGGACAUAAAGAACACGCGUCUUCGGACGACUGGCACACUGGGCCUUGGGUUAUCUGUGAUACCAUUCUGCCCGUAUAUCUUCGACAAACCAGUGGCGAAAGCACUAGACUGGGCUUUUAACAAAGCGCUUUGA
Aspergillus puulaauensis is the source of this 684-nucleotide messenger RNA. RefSeq names its product mitochondrial fission process 1 family protein. Gene Ontology annotation, cellular component: mitochondrion. Lineage: Eukaryota; Fungi; Ascomycota; Eurotiomycetes; Eurotiales; Aspergillaceae. The record is from RefSeq and is a predicted model, not a curated record. Bases 1 to 684 code for a protein of 227 amino acids. Gene Ontology annotation, biological process: mitochondrial fission. The transcript has 3 exons.